Messenger RNA from Porites evermanni, 17435 nucleotides. NCBI's taxonomy places the organism in Eukaryota, Metazoa, Cnidaria, Anthozoa, Scleractinia, Poritidae. The record is from the annotation of a GenBank genome assembly.
GUAGCGUUAGUACUCAGCCUCCAAGGCUCAGCCUCUAUCGUGACAGGAUCAUGAUAUGACUGGGUGUAUGAGGAACUUGCGUACGGAAGCUUUGAAUUUUAUUCUUCUUUCAGAGGGAAUAGAGGCCUUCUACCGCAAGACAAGUAAGUACUAUGCUUGUAAGCUUCCUCUUGGUUAAUAUAGCGUUGGCAAACGUGUUUUGGUUUCUGUUUCUGGGGUGCUGAAUGGUAGCUCGUCAUAAAUAUCGUCGACAACGUGGCGGCGAAAUGAGCAUUAUAAUGUCGUUGUCUUAGUUCGAGAACUGUUAGCAGCCUUAACAAGGACUUGAACAGGUUAAUGUUUUAUAUAUUGGUGCAUACAUAAUUUAAUGAAGUUACUCCAGCUGUUUUUUUUAAAUUAUUUCCUUGUUUGUGUGUCAAUAAGCACGUCUAUCCCAUGGCCCUUGUGUAAGCGUUUUGUCCUGCAGAAUUCAGGAAUGUUAGUGAUGCAAUCAAAUUCGCUGUAUCGGGCGUUGUAUUAGUGUUUCGAUUUACUUCGGGAGUUGAUAAAUUUUUUUUUAUCAAUUACUAGCGUGGAUGAAUUAAUUGCCAAUGAUUACUCAUUGCGAAGGCACUUUCCAUUUUGACCGAAGGAAUUAACCGUGAUCGAUCGAGUUGUGCAGUGUACCGUUUACGAUUGCAAUAUAACAGUAGGAUAUGUUACAUUUCACCGCUACCUUUCGUUCAGAGCUCUUUUUUGUUACGCAGUAUUGAAGUGCCCUCGUAUAAUGUUGAUUGUAGCCUUUUUAUUGCAAUAAUUUUUAUUGUUUUGGACUUUGAUAACCUCAAGUGUUACAACUUUUAGCGUGGGACAAUGUUGUCGUUGAAGGCAAACUUGAGCUUAUUAGCUUACUAUAUUUGGUCACAGGUCAUGGCGAAUGAACUCAAUUUAUUGUAAAGGUCGCUGCAUGUCAAAUCAAUAACUUUCUUCAAAAGCUCUGAUAAACAAAACUACUGUGUGAGCGCAGUUUCUAUUAUAAGCUGUGUAGUUAUUAAUUGACACAGAAAGAUAUCACUGUCUUUUAAAUUUUUAUUACCAACUCGGAGCAAAUUUGCAUGCAUAGAACAGUAAGUUAUUAAAGAAAAAUCUGUAAUAUUUCCGUGCAUGCAGCAAUUUCACGCUAUUUCACACAAACAGUUAACAUGAACAGACCCGAAUCAUGCUUGUAUAAUAGAUGUGUGGGGCUGUACGGAAAUCUUGAUACUGUUCCACACAUCCUUCCAUAUAAGAUAAGUUAUUCAUACAUGGAGGCUUUUAAUUUCUUGACUGGUAAGUGAAAAAAUUAUAGUAAUAUUUUUAUGCAGAAACAAAAUAAUGCAAACUUCAGUUGAUGUUUCAACAACUUGAAAAAGACAGAACAGAGUUGUCAAAAGAUUGACUUCCAUUUAUUUUUGGUUCUGUGUUAAAAAUUAUAUAUUUAUCUUUUUCACUUAUGAAUCUAGAAACUACAUGUGUAAAAGCUUGAAUUUUAAAAGGAUAAUUUGUGUAUCAUAUCUGUAAUAUUGUACUGUGGUGGUUGCAAACAAACCACAACUCUUCAUAAAGUCAGUACCAUAAUAUUUUGAAUGAAUAAUGACUAAGGCAUAUGUAUGUUUAUAUGAUGUGAGCAAGCCCAGUCACUUUACAGGGAUGGCUUGGCUCAUGCCUUAUGUCCUUAUAAAAAUGUUUGUUGUGUUUAUAUGAGAAGGUGGGCUGGCCUUUAGUGCUUGCUAAUGUCUUGAUUCAGCAUGGUAAAGGAACUGGCCUGUGAAAAUCCAGGCUGUUGACUAAAACUGGAUUCGUUGAUAGCGACAUUGACAGUGGCACAAAGCAUCAAGUUCUCUGGUUACUGAAACAUAUACUGUUUCAUUUUACCAGGGUUCUGAAUAAGAGCCUGUGGCAGGCAAAAUUUGCUGGCUAUUUCACGUGAACUCGCUGCCAACUUUUCUUUGGAAAUUACCCCCAAAAUAGCCAAAAUUUAACAAUGUCAUCGUUAUGUUCAAAUACUCAAAUUUUUGCCCCAGAAUGGUUGAAAUGCACUCUAAGAGGCCCUUAUUUCAAAGUUUUCCAGAGGGAUGCUCCUGGACCCCCCUAGUAACUUGCACUUGUGGCGCGAGUUGUUUCCUUCUCUACCUACCCCAUAGCUUUUGCCACCUACUUAAAAUCUUACUGAAAACCCUGUCUUGCUCUCAUUCUGUGCUUCCAGAAAAUAUCCAUAUGCCCAUCAUGGAAGGUUUAUCGAUUUGAAGCUCCCUACCACCUGGACAUUUCAGUUUUGCUUCCUACUUUCCUUUCACCCUCCCUGUUGGAAUUUCCAAUGACCCUUCAUUGGCAUGGCAUGGAUUUUUGUGGAACCACAGUUUUUAGUGCUGCAAAGGAUAGUGGGACUGUAGUGGGUCAGUGGGUCUGGUGUUAUGUAAUUUUCAAAAUUUUGCCAUUAGCAAGGGCCAAAUUUUCAGAAUGUUCAGUGCUGGACAAUGGUAAGAUUUUGCUUUGAAUUGAAGUGGUGAGGCCUUUCUAAUUUAACCAGUAAAAUGUUCUACACAGAAAUUACUGUGAGAAAUAGAAGUAAAGAAAAAAUUGAGACUUGUAGUGACAGGGUAAGAGAGGGAUUUUAUAUUGGUAUGAAAAUUGCAAAAGUGUGACUGACUGCAAGUCAGAUCCAAAUCCAUCUGAAUUUCUGUUGGCCUUAGUAGUUGUUACCUUUGAUAGGUGAGCCUGAAAAUUUCCACCUUAGCUAUUUUUUAUAUGCUCUUUUUCUUCCAACAAAAAUUGUUUUUCAAAACAAAUUGCUUGCACAGAGCUUAAGGCUAUGACCAUUAUUUUCGGUAUAAGUCUCUUGAAGCAUUUUUUUAAAAUUAGGCCCUACAUGUUUAAUUGCUAGUUGUUUUAUUACCAGUAAAUAUAAUUAACUAUGCACAUUUUUUUCCUUACAUGCAGGAUGAUUUGGUAAAUACAAAAUACAAAACAUAUACAGUUUUAUACAUAAGGAUAAGAUGUCUGGUGUAGACUCUGAACAAGACAAACAGCCUAUCAGCUCUGUUAGUGAUGGCAGUGACUUACAUUCCCCUGGAAAAGACGUCUUAGAGAAUCAUAGCCCACCUGUAGAGGAAAUAAGGGGCAUCUCAGAAAAAGAAACUGUAUCUGUUCAGGGUGAGACAAGAGAGGAAGUAAAAGAUGACAACAGUGAAAAUAAAGAAGAACAAUCUCCAGUUGCAGAAGUGACUGUGAAUGGUAUUGAUUUGCCUGUUGACGACCAGAAAGAGAGUGAAGUGCCAGACAAUUUAGGAGAUACUUCCACAGAAAAAAAACCCAGUGAAACUCAACAAGAGACAUCAGAUGACAAACAUGUUAAAAGCGAAAGUGUUGAGGAGGAUGCUGUGAAGGAAAAUGAUGAGCAUAAAGAGUCUGAAGUGAGUGUUGAAACUGUUGCCAUGGAGACAAAAGAAGGUCAAGAUGAAACGUCUGGUGACGUUAAGGAACCUGAAGGGAGUCCUACUACCAGGGUAGCAGAGGGAAGUGGAGAACAAGCUGAAACCACCACUGAAAUUAAGGACGAUCAACAAGAACAUGUAGCUGUUGCUAUGGAGACAAGCAUUGAACGGGGUGAAACUUCAGCUGAAAUAGAAGAGGCUAAAGAGGAUCAAGAAGCUGUCACCAUGGAGGAAAAUGGUAAACAAGAUGAAGUUUUAGAUGGAAGCAAGGAUUUAGAACAGAGUCCUGUUGCUAUGGAAGUGAAUGGAGAGGAAGUCAAAGAAGUCAAAGUAGAGGUAACAGUGCCCAGUGAAGUGGAGAGUACUCAACCUGAAGCUAAAGGAGAAGCAGUUGAGGUUCCAGUUGUAACUACAGCUGGAAAACAACAGAAUGGAGAUCAACAUCAAAACGGGCCCAGUGAAGAGAGUGGUCAGGCAGCAAAAAUAGGUAAUAAAAGAAAUAUACCAAGUUACCCAUAGAUUUGUGUAUUUAGCCUUUUGAUAAUGCAGCCAAACCCAGUGUGCAAAGGAAGGCGUGUCCGAAAGCCCAGGGCUAGUGGAUUUUGCAGUCGGGGUUGUGAAUUCUGUUCUUAACUUGCCUGAAGGGCAAGUGAAGGUUUUUGGGAAAUUCAGAUUACAGAAAAAAAGUAAUCAAUGCUGCUUAAUCAACGUCUCACUUGCACAAUGUAACUUUUGUAACAGGUUGAGGUAAUUAACAAUUAUUCCUCGAGCCCGAAUGGGCUCUGAGUCAAUAGCCUUAGUAAAAUAGUAAAAGUUAGUUCUAGUAAAAUAGUAAAAAUUAGUUUUUGUAAAAUCCAACUAGUUGGUCAAAAAUAUCGAGACAAAACAACUUUAGCUAGCAAAACGCAAUUCAGCUGCCAUCGUUUUGGUUUUCAAAGCUGGUGCUUUUCUCUACUAGUGGGCUAUAACAUAUAGCCUAACUAGUAGCUCAACCAAUCAGAAUGCAGCAUUGAUAAGAGACCACUAGCUGGAUUUUACUAAUUAACAAUUUAUUAUUCCUCGAACAUGAAUAGGCUAUAAUUAUUGACUCAGAGGCCAUGAGGGCGAAAGGAAUAAUUGUUUUAGUAAAAUCCAACUAGUAGGUCAAAAUAUCAAGACAAAACAACUUUAGCUAGAUAAAGCUAGACUUUAAUCCUUUUUUGCCGCCAAAAUCCGGCGCUUUUCACUACUAUUGGGCUAUAACAUAUAGCCUAGUAGUAGUUCAACCAAUCAGAACUAAGCAUUGAUAAUAGACCACUAGUUGGAUUUUACUAAUACGCUUUAGCUGUUGACCUAAUAGACCCUUCCAUGCUAUUGACACGGACUAGUCAGGAAAAUCUUUCGGCACCACUGGACAUAGUACCUUAAAACUAGUAAAAUCUCCAAGUUUGAAAGUGAUACAUCAUAAGCAAGGGAAGAUAUACCUCUGAAAAGGUGCUAAAAUUUACAGAUGUUUAGUACUAUUUAUUGUCUGUAAAAUUUUGUGACUUAAAGGCACUAUAUCCUCGUUAGUUUUUUAACAAAUCACUUUUAAACUUGGCAGUGUUAUUAAUUUAAAGGUGCUCUUUCCAGUGGAGUUGACAAAUUUGCCCUAACUGGUCCAUAUCAAUAGCUGAAAAGGUCUGUUCACGGUAUCUGCUAUCAUUUCACCAACACAUUUAUAUGGAUGAGAUGAAAACAUUUUCUUGGGUGCAAAUAGAUUUUUAUUGUGUCUGUGUUUGUUAAAUGUACCAGUAAUUAUUCCUUUGAAAAGAGAAGAAAACUUUUAUUCCAUCCACUUGCCUGUUUAUAAAGCUCUGGACAUGCCUUUUUAUUGUAGGGAUAUCUUAUUGUUUUUGCACACACAAAUGACGCUUUGAUCACUCUUACCCUAAUUUAAUCAAAUUUUCUUCAUUACACACCUGUAUUUGUAGUGUAGAGAAAUCAAAAUUGAGUGCAUUUUUUUUAUAAUGGUUACCUCUUUCAGACACUCUGACCCAAGUAGUAAUGGACAGAACAUGCAUCUCCCAGUUAGAUAUCCAGUACAUACAAUAUCUAGAUUUGCAAACUUCUGGCUGGCUAGCUGAUUCUUGUAUUGUCUUGAGUGAUUUGUGUGUAGCUAUUUGCUGGUACAGUCAACUCUCUCUGAGACGGACACCUUUGGGACUGGCACUAGUGUCCGGCACUAGUGUCUGUCUCAAAGAGAUGCCCGUCUUAUAGAGAGUCAAAUAAAGGGAGUUAAGAAAGGCAGGGACCAACUCUAAGUGUAAGUUUUACAGAGGUGUCAGUCCUGUAGAGGUGUCCGUUAAAAGAGAGUCGACUGUAUAUAUAUACCUCUGAUAUUCACCAAUGAGUUAUAUUAUAAAUAACAAUUAUUGGAUGAGGCUGAGUAUCAUCUGAAGAAUUAUGGAGAUCGAGGAGGGUGUUGCGGAUAACACUCUCCGAGAUCUCCAGAAUUCUUCAGAUGAUACAUAAGCCUAAUUGUUUCAUUAUUCAUUCAAAAUAAUUCCCAGUUUAGAAACAAGCUAAAACAUGCUUUAAUACCUCCAUUGAUGUAAAGAUCAUCUUCAGUUGCCUGUUUAUCGGCAAGUUUAAGAGAUAAAGGGUUGUUCAGUUCUGCAAAUAUUCUCCAAAUAGCAAGUGUCAACCGCCUUACUUUGUUUUUAGCCAAUAGUUCUUCCUCGUGAAGCGACCAAACCAACUCAACCUUGUCCCCCAGCUCUUCUCAGUUAACUGUCCAGUUUUCUGGGAAUUAUGCUGUAGAAUUGACGUCAUUCUUCACAUAUCCCAAAAUUCUUCCAAAUUUGGUCGACAGUAGCUGGUUAUGAUGAAUUAUCCAUGGGAUUUGAGCUAAUCAGAGAUGGAGAAAUAUUUUGAAUACAUAAUAUUUAUUAUUAUCAUUAUUAAUUUCAUUGUCAUUAUUACUUUAAUUAUUUUUAGCUGAAGACCAUAAUGCUGUGGAGAAGAGAAGAUCGGUAACCAUGGACAGUCCAGAGAUUGCAAAAGACUCAGACAAAAGUGAAGAUGACAAGACCAAAAAGGGGCGAUCAAAGACAGUUGGGGAUAUUGAAGGCAGUGCAACAUCACCUGUUAAGGUACAUGUACCAACGGAUCGAUACAUGUAUGAUGCCCUACUUAUAUACGUACAUAGUCACAUACAAUAAAUAUACUGUUUACAGGUAGCCAUUACAACACCUGAAGGAGAAUCAUGAGGUUAAUCCCUAUAUUAAAAUUAUAAGAUCUCUCCUAACAGAUAACCCUCCCAGCCCAGGAAAGGUUGGCCUCACCAUCGGGGUCUACAUCCCUAGCUAAUCUUUUUGAACAGUGGUGUGGGUUCUUUUACGUCCCACAAGAACCAGAUAGGUUAAAGUGCUGUGAAACAUGACCUACGGUUUUUCGUCCUUAUCCGAGAAGACUAGAAAAUUUAAUCAGUAACUAAUUAAGUUAGAUGUGGAUUGUACAGGGUUCUCCAGAAAAUCUGAAGUAAAAAGGAAAAACCUUAAGUAGGCGGCAACUGAUCAGAUUGAAAAGCAUGUCUUUCAUGUGGCACAACUGGUGUAGGGGUAGGUAUGGGAGAGGGGGUGGGGGGAGGCUGCUCCAUUUCAUUGUGAAAAUUAAUUUGGGGGUUACUGACAAGUGCAUUUCAGUGUAUUUUGGGCGACCAACUAAAGAAAUUUUAGCCAUGAGGAGGCCACCAUUAUUAAACAAACAAAAGUGUUAGGAAAAAAUUGAGUGAAAUAUGAUGGAUUUAUUAUUUUCUGUGAGUAGCGGGCAGCUCUGUGUCAGCUAGAAAGUGAUUUUCGCCAGUUGCAAGAGCUCUGCAGAGAACCCUGGCUUUUAGCUUCGGUCUGUUUAUGCUUUUGGCCAGCAGACCCUUUUGCUUGAUUAGAAUGUUAUGUUUAAGAAGGAGAAACAAGAUUCUAGUUGCUGGUAGGGGUCUAAGUGUCGAAAGGUGCUCAAUAUCACUCUUUUGCUUUGUUUUCUCUUUAAGGAAAUUCAAAGAUAGAGAGCAGUAUGGCUAGGGUUCAGUAUACCAAGCUUCUGAGGGGUCAGAGGUUCUCAGGGUCUUAAUCCAGUCCUGGGGCCUGUUUCUCGAACAUCCCAGUACCUUUUCGGGCCCAAAAUCAAAUAUUCAAAUCGAAAUAUAAAGAAUAAGAGCGCGGGUCCUGGCUAGCAAAAUGCUCCAUUUUGUUUCAUUAAUUUAUCAUUUUAGAUACAAAACUAUUGAAACCUUGAUCUUGAAUGUAAACAACAACAGCUUACCGGGCCCAUUAAUUAUCGGUACUUUCGAGAAACGUCUCAAUGUCUCAACUUUUUGCCCUGAUCCUACACUAUUUCAGAUUUUACACUUAUUUAUUUGUAUUUUGAAGUAGAUUCAAACCUCUACUUAUGGGCACCUCUCAACAAAGGCCUUUGUUGUUUCAGUGGAUACAAUAGCACAAUGGCAACCUCCUCUUUUCCCAAGGUGUCUGUUGUGGAGAGCUUUAACUCUUUUUAUUUCCAGUGUUGUUUAUCUGCAUCAUCCUGAAAUACACCCAUAAUUUAUGCAGAAGACAAAUUCCAUUGACAAUAGAUGUCUGUUUAUUUAUGAGUAGGAAGAUGUUGCUGCAAGGUCAAUGACAAUCUGGUACACAGAUGUCACGGAUGAUACCCCAACAAAGGAAAAACCUGAGGAGGUAGUCAGUUACUCCACAAGUAUUGUGGGUGGGGUUGUGCACCGAGUACCAAUUACAUCAAAGUAGGUAUAAGAGUGAAAAGGCAAGGUCUUAAUAUUACAUGUAUCAGUGUGUAACCACUUAAUAUUUGUAGACCAUGGGAACCAUGAGCUGCAGGCCAGUGGUUUUCAUGUCUAUGGUCAAUAUAAAGAGUAUAGGCCAUGGAAAAUUGUUGUCGGUUUGUUUUCAGCAAUUAAAUAUUAUUUGACAAUUUUUAAUGUCCGUUCCUGUUGAAUUUGUUAGGAAAAACAUGCACCUGAGAAAGAGAAAAACAAAUUGUGCCACCAUCAUGCCAUUCCCAUGGUCUACUCUUACAUUGACCAUUACAACUCCCCACCAAUCAGUGUGUGAGAAAUCACUCGGUUAUUGUUAAAACAGUUGUGGACAUAACAUCAUGGAUUCACUCUCCUUCAGUGCAAAAACAGUAUGGUGACAAAUAGAGAAUUAAUUUUUAUCUCAGCCAUGCGACAAUGAACAUUGCAUCAUGUUAUCAUGGUAUUAAAUUUGUCACCAUAAAAGAUGCUGGCAACAAUACUAAUGCUAGCAGUAUGCUUGGCACUUAUUGCGUUAAGUAAUUAAUUUUGUGUGCUGCCAUGUGUGCAAUAAGCUAUGGAACUUCGUUUCAAAGAGCUGUGUUUUUAAGCAUAAAAAUUGUGAUGUAAAGCUGUGGCUACACAAGCUUUCAUCAGUGAGCUCCCUUGAAGAAAACUCUUGAUAAAGAGUGAAACUGUCAAUCCAUUACACUGGCGUUAAACUACUGGUAUUCUUCUCUUAAUUAUCUAACAAUGCUGUGAUCUCAAAGGGAAUGUUUGUUGACAUGGAUUCAGUUAAAAUUUCACUGAGAUUUGAAGGGGCGUUUCGUUGUUUUAUUUUAAGCUCACCAAAGGGCCCUCGAAAACCCAAAGAAGGAAGUCCACAAACCACUCCAAAGAAGAGGUCUGUCAUAGACACCUUGUUUGGGCGGCGUAAAAAGUCUAAAGGGAGUCCAGAAAGUCCUCCAGCGGCCAGCUCUAGUGGUAAAGAUAAAGAUAAAGAACAUCAAGAGAAGGAAGCUGAAGCUAGUCCGAGUAGUAAAGAUACUAAAAUAAAGGACACACCCGAAACUAAUCCAGCUGCUCCUGACACAAGUGAUGAUACUGGUGUCAAAGAUGCGUCAGAGCCUCUUCAGGACGACGCCAAUGUGCAACCGGAGGUAAAAGGGACCAGUGAUGGUGUUGAGGUAAAGCCAGCAACUGAGGCCGUGGUGAGUGCAGAGGUGGAGGAUAGCAAGGAUGGCCCAGAAACUAAGCAAGAAAGUGAAGGCAAGGAAUCUACUGAGGUAGGAGAUUCCAGUGGAGCUGAUGCCAAGCACGAAACUGAGAGCAAGGCAGCUGCUGGAGAAGAAGAACUAACUGGAAAUGUUGAAGGGAAACCUACUGCUGAAGCCGAAAGUCAAGAAGAUAUCGAAGAAACUUCCCAGGCUGCGACGGAUGCUGCAAAGGAAGUUCCGGUAGAAACACAAGAGGCUAAAGAAGAACCAGUGUCAAUAGAAAGCGCCCCAUUAGAGAAGGGCAAAGAAAAUGUUGAAGGACCAAAGGAGGAAGAGGUGGAGAACAAAGACUCUGAUAAGGAGGCUGUUAAACGUGCUCACACAGAGCCCUCAGAGGAAGAAGCAAACUCUCAGCCGUCACCUAAGAAAAAGAAAACUUCUGGUAUUUUUGGUGGCUUCUUUGCGCGACGAAAGAGCAAGAAAACUAAGGACCUUGGGUCAGCGAGUGCUUCUGCGGAAAAGGCAGAAGGUGACAAAGUCCAAGAACAGCAGGAUGCACCGCCUGCAGUAGAAAGUAACGUAGCAGAUGCUGGUGCUGAGAAAGGGCAGGAAGACGCCACAUCUCCAAAGUUAGAAGUGACUGAGAGUGUGACUAGCCAAGCUGUUGGUCAAACUUUGGAAACUGUUGAAGAAGAAUUAACUGAUAAGGAAAAAGUGUAUGGAAAAGAAGCAGAGACAACAGCAACGGACAAGUUAGAGGAGGGAAUAUCUGAAGAAGCUGAUGCAACUUCAGAGAUAAAAACAACAAAUGUUGAAGACAAACAUAAUGGUGCAGAGGGAGCAGUAACUCAGAUAGAUUCUGUAGGGGAAAAGUAUGCUGAAUCAAAAACUGAAGUCAGUGCCGCGGAAGCUCCAGAAAGUGUGAUAGUUGCUGAGGAUAAAGGAAAAGACACUGAAUCCAAACCAGAAGAUAAGGACAAAGAGAAGGGAGGUAGGUUGGCUUUCCAUUACAAGUACUGCCAAGGUAACGUCAAGUCUGCACUCAAUUUAUAAUGUACAUUUAGCUGUGGCCUUCCCACGCAGACGUUCUAGACGAAGCACGAAGAAAGUCUGCAUGGGAGGCUAAUUUAGCUCCGUUCGUAACUGACCCCAUAGACUUUGUACAGUAAUAGUGUCAAAUUCUACAAUACGCCUGUGUAAUCGUAACAAAUGAUGACGAGUAAAAUUAGGAAAGUCUUUCAAGUAAGAUUUGUCAAAUUUCUAAAGUCUCGGGAUAUAAUUAGAAUUUGGUCAAAGCGCGUGUUAAUACCAUGGGUGCCAAAUUACCCUCGAAGGUUAUCCUUUGUUUGCUGAUUUUAUCGUGAACUCCAUUCACCGAAAAGUUGAAAGCAUACUUUUAAAGUUCCUAAUUUUCUAAAUUUGUCGACAAAAUGUUCGUUAGAAAAUUGUGCGCUUUCCUCUGUUUAGGUUAUUUACAGAGUCUUUUCAAGCCCUGACAUCUUCAUUCGUAGCACUAUAAACCUGGAACGUUGUUAUAGCAAUUUUGUAAUUUCAAAAGUCAAAUUAUAAUUUAACGCUGAAAUUUCGAAAUUUCGUGCCAGAAUUAAGGAGUAGUUUAUCAACAAUGAUAUUAUCUUUGACGUUAAAAGCGAAAGUGAGCUCUGGGUAGUUUAUCAAGGUGUCCAUUAUCAUUUCAGCGGAGAAAGUGUCCUCGCCAGAAUCAGAAGAAGCUAAAGAUGAAAUUUCAAAGCAAUCUGUUGUCUUAAGAAAAGAAGUGAGUGCUUCAUACAGUCCCAAGACACGACGUAUGCAGAUGAGGAUAAGCUAUGCUGAGAAGGAUGGUGAAGGCAAGUAUUUUUGCUGAUUUCAGCAUCAGAUAGUCUUUAAACCCUUGCAAUCUCGGAGACAAUUAUGUAGGCAGCUAUGUAAUACAGUCCGAUGUGUGUAAGGUCCUGCAGAUGCAACCAUUGAAAUUGAACUACUUAAUGAUAUUUUGGUCCCGUUUAUUUUAUUUCAUUUCUCUUCUUUUAAGAAGAGAAUAAUAAUUAAAAUUAUUUAGCAAUAUUUAUCUUCAAAUAUUUGUUUUCCAAGCGUAUACAUUCAAAGUUACAAACCGCAGAGGUGAACUUUGAAAAUCUGACAAGUGAACGUCAGUUUUAAAAAAGUCUGCUAUCCGCUCUAGUCUUCUUCAACGUUGUCCAUCUUGGCCUUCUUUGAUAUUUGCUCAAUUAUUAACAAUAAAAAUUAAUGUAAUGAAGGAUAGUAUUUAUCUUGGUUUGUUAACUAGGGCUCGUUGAUCGUUGAUCUUCGUAGAAAUUCCUUACUGGUGACACGUCACUACCCAGAUCUGGGUAGUGACGCGUCAUCUGUAAGGAAUUUCUACGCUCGUUCCUCAGACGUCAUUUCGUGGGGAGAAACAGGUGGUGUCUUCGCGAAAUGUCGGCUGUCUUCUAAGGCUAUAACCCUCGAAGUAAAAAAAAGCAAACAAGCAAACAAAUGAGCGCUCUCGUUUUUAAAUGUUCCAUCACUGGGCAAAGUAGACUACGAGUAGUCCCCAUUUUUACUCAGAGAUAGUAGAUCGAGCGAAACGCAAGCGCGCGUGAAAAUCAUGUCAUCCCACUCGAGAAAGGCGAGACGCGUUUCGCCUUUCUUGCAUGGGAUGAUUUUCACACGCGCUCGCGUUUCGCUCGCUUUACUAACCCUGAGGAAAAAUGAGGACUACUCGUAGUCUAUGGGCAAAGCGGUUACCCUUGUAUGUCAUUCUAUUUAGUGGCCAUUUUUGUGAUGACUAAAUUUGGCUAAUUUCCGCGACUCGGCUCCUUUAAAGAUUACUGUGUUUUGUUUUGUAGGUGGUAAAGAGGUUGAGGUGAUUGGUACACCUGAACAAGUUUCUGAACCAGCUAGUCCUAAAGGUAAACCUGAUCUUCGAGUAUCCUGCCGAUCUCUGGGUGAGGCUGAUCAUGAGGGAUGGCUCUCUAAGAAAGGUACGAGAACUUGCGGUGGGAAAGUCACCAUGCUGGUUCCUCUAUUUCUUUAAUUAGGGUUACUGCGGUCAUCGAAAAGUCGAGGGAUUGGGAAAAAAAAGACAGGGAAAAUCUCAUUUCUUGCAGUAGUGAGGAGUUUUUUUGUUCAGAGCGCCAACAGAUUUAGUGAAGAUGUUAAAAGCAUACGUUUUGUCUGGAAAGAAAACUCGUUAGGUGAUCGAUUUUGAUGCAUUUGAUCCUGCAAGAAAUCUACAUCUGAAAGUACAUUCUGCAAAAACAACAACGAAACGUCGAAACGUCGAAAAUAAGGGGAAAAUAUUUUAAAGUCUGCAAGAGAAGCGGAAAAAAGUGUAAAAUACAUGAUCAAUGUUGUUUCAAAGGCGGACUCAGGAAACUCAGAAUCUUUUCUUCCUAAUGAGUAGCAACCUCAUCAGUCAUAACACUGUGGUAUGACCGCUCAUGAUUUAGACAAUCUGUACAGUUUUGUCAAUGACGAAGGAAAACGAUCUGCGUUGACCAGCGCAAAGGUCGAUGCAAUAAGCGUACAUUUCAUGACAUAAUUAUGUGAGAGAAUUUGAUAAAAUUAAGGCAUUUUCUCUUUGGUGAUCAUUAUUUUACUUCUCAUGGCCGUUCCUCUUGAUGAUGCAUUAAUGGGGUAUACUUGUUGUCAAAGAGAGAUUCAAAAGCUGAUGUAUCGCCGAGCGCUAACCUUGGCCCCCUCCGUUAAUUUAGAAAAAAGCUUACAACGACAACGGUCGAAGCUCAAAACGCUUUUUUUCCAGCAAAAUUGUUCUGCUUAGGUUUCACGUGAUCGAAUAUCAAACUGUGACAAUGAUCAGAUUACGAGUGAUAGAAGGUCCAAAGGCGUGUAAUCAGAUUGCGUUCAGUGUAUUCCAUGCAUUCUCAGUGGAAGUCCGAACGAACGCCGUGCAACCUGGAGAUUAGGAUUACGGGCUCCUCUUGUCGCCCGCAAAAAGGUGACUAAGGUAUUUAAAAUCUGGAAGACACAGGCGACUCGGAGAAAUACAAUAAAAGAUCGGAGUUCUUCCAAGAGGAUUCGAGCCCAUUUCUGACUUGCGACAUGUUCUGUGAUCCUUUUUACAGGUGGAAUGCUGUUUUUAUCAAGCUGGAAGCGAAAGUGGGUGGUACUGAAGGAUGGCAAGCUUUAUUACUUUAAAACUGCCUUUGACCCUGAGGCCGGUGGGAUUAUUAAGAUGAGGGACGUCACGGUUGCAGAAGCUCCUGAAACCAAAAAGAACUUGUAAGUCCUUACCAAUGAGCGCCAUAUUUAUGGGGCGCGGAGAGGGAGGGAGGGGGGGGGAGGUGGGCGAAAAGCCUUGUUUUUCGUGUAUUCCUGCCUUCCUGCCUUUUUUGUUUCCAAAUCUAUAGCCAGUAUUUCAUUCAGUCAAAAAUGGCUCAAUAAGGUCGUAGAGGUGGGGUCAAUGAACAUGCGGGAAUUUUUCGUUGAUUUUUCGGAUGUGUUUCAUGAACGAAAAUUGGUGAGGGGUUAAAAUUAUGGGACCAGAAAUGCCCCCUUAAAACAUCAAGAAUACUACAGGGCAGCAAAUAAUAAUGUCUUUGCAAAGGACCCGGUAACCAGUUUAGUCGGACAAACUAGAAAGUUGUAGGACCGACGUACAUUAUUUUCUCUCUUAAUAUCUUCAAAUACUACACAGAUCGCCAGCUUCAAAAUGAUAGUCUUUGGGUUUUUAUCCCUGCGCUUGUCAUAUCCUACCGCUGGUUAAGAGUUCGGUCCAACAUGGGGCAAAUUUGGUCGGAAAUUACGGUCUGAUUACCGACUGUUACUAUUCGUAGUUUCGGUGGUUAUGUCCUGUUAUUAGCGAUCUUCAUUUUAGUAAUAGUUACUGAAGGGGAAACAAAUCUGUACACUGAAAUUAAACAGUUUUUCUUGUCGCUUCAGUUCGCGCCAUCAAGCUAUGCAACAUAGACAUGCUUCAGUAAGAGAGUAGGUGAUACAGUCAGCGACAUAACUACAAUCAGAAAAUUGUUACGCUAGAUGUAGUAUAUAAAUUAUCCCUAUCCCCGACUUAAGUUGGCUUUUCUGGGUGUUUCCUUCGAAUACCUUCUCCUUCUCGGCAGUGCGCACUGCUGAGAGAGGGAAAGAACAAAUAAAAGCAUACUCUUGCCUUUUUCUAGCACAGCGUUCUAGAGUGACGUCAUGUAAGUGUGCAAAGAAAGUCGUGUCCAAUAGUCCGGGGCUCAGAAAAGAUUUUGCGAUCGGGCUAGUGAAUUCCGUUCUCUCUUGCCCCGAUAGCCAAGCAAAGUUUUUUGGGGGGAAUUCAAAUUACAGAAGUUUGUAUGGUCGAUAAGAGUACAGACCAUAGAAAAUUGUCGCUGUUGCUGAACUAAAUGAUCACCUAAUUUUGAAACCGAUUCACUUCCUUAAAUUAAAGGUGUGUUUUCUUUCUUUACCAGCUGUUUUAAGUGUGAACAGCCGGGAACUAAACCUCAGAUCUACUUGUUUAUGGCGGACAGUAAGGAGGAGAUGGACAAUUGGCUAAGAGUGUUAGCAGCCGCGUCCAAAGGUGAAAUCAUUCAGAAGAUGUCCAAACAGAACCAGCUGUCAGUCAAGGAUGAAGUAGUCAUGCGAAGGAAAUCAGGAAGUAAUUCAGCUCAGCGCCACAGUUCUGUUCUUGGUUAGUGUUCGCGGUUUUCCUUUGUUCCUGUUUAAUAGAGAGCUUUAGCAACGAGGACGGCGACGGCAGCCACAACGUUACUUUCAAAAUAAAUCUACGUUUUUUUUUUUCAAUUUUUGUUGCUUUAAAUGUCAACGGUACGUGAAUUUUCCUUGGAGUUGAAUUCUUGGGAACCGCACGAAAGUUCAGAAAGUGGCAGAAAAAUUCGACGUAGUGUUUACGUGCUCCAAAGAACGUCGCGUAAGGAAAUUUCACGUGGUGGUCGAGCGGGGACGGCAAAGAAAUGUACCAAAAGGUGUGCUGCACGUGCAAGUGUUUGUUUUGCUUUUUUGACGUUCUUCUCCUAUUUUCCGUCUUCGUUGCUAAAGUUACCGAGUUGCACUGUCCUUACCGAAGAGAUUCUCAUAAGUUAGAAGGAGUGGCUCAUUUUUAUACCGUAGGUUAUUGAAUAUGUGAAUUUUUCGACCCUUUUUCUCUCUUUUUUCGAACCACCGUAGAAAUCAUAUAGACGUAAGCCCCCAUCUGCCCCGCCCCCCAUGUAGCCCGAAACCCCUGCUCUGAACAGAUUAGAAUUUCCACCUUCUUCAUGAUUCUUCCGAGACUGGAAAGAGGAUCUGAACCACAACUCACUACUUCAACUUUACGUGAAUAUGCGUGCGUGUUAUUUUAUUCUGUUAGCUGUUGGAGGACGUCACGACUUUUUGGAAGACGUAGAAGAUUUCAAGACCACCCGUCGGAGGUCCAUGCCUGGUUCCUUCAGCAAGGAGAUACUCAAGGAAACAGAGGAGAAAGGUAAAGAAACUGUUGUCCCUAAUGUCACAGUCCCAGAAUCUUUCGAAGAACAACCUAAGGAUGAACCUAGCGGUGCUAUCACAACCCUUAGUGCCGACAAACCAUCGACACCUAGUGAGGCACCUAGCGAUGCACUCACAGCACCUUCUGAUGCACCCGUUUCUCCUAAUAUCGAUGCACCCACAGCACCCAGCGACGAACCCCUGGCACCUAGUGACGCACCUCCGAAAACCAAUGAUACAACCUUGGCACCUAAUAGCGAUUCACCCACAGCACCUGGUAAUACACCCUUGGCACCUGAUAGCGAUGCAUCCACAGCACCUAGCGAUGAACCCCUGGCACCUAGCGACACAGCUCCAACACCCAGUGACGCACCCUUGGCACCUAGUGACACAGAUUUAACACUUAGUGACGCUCCAGACACAACCCCGACAUCCAUUGACGACCAAGAAACACAAUCUAGUGAUGCACCACCUGCACCUGGAGAAUCGACCCAAGUGCCAAUCAAAGAGCAAACAGUACUAGUCGUCGCCCCUUCUCUCUCAGAAUCCACAGAGGACAGUCAAGAAGAGAAACCUGCAAGCGAAGAGUUUAAAACCACUAAACACACAGUCUCCGUGAUGGUAGAUAAGGUGUUUGUGGGAAGCGAAAGGGUGAUUGUUGAGACAACAUCUUCUGUUGAGGCAUCCUCAUGUGACGUGGAAACGCCAAUGUUACCAAGCUCUGGUGAUGCAGUCCCAGAAAAAGACAGAGGAACUGAAGAAAGCUCCAAGAUCUCUGCAGAAGUGGCAGAAAAGACAGAAAAGCAGGAAUUGUCGACAGAGGCCGAAUCUGCUGUGGAUAGAGCGGAUGGAGCUGUGAGCGUCACAACGACGAAAAGCACAGUUACGGUUGUAGAAACUGUUAAAUCCUCCAUUAAAAUCUCCGAAACAGUCAAGACCUCGACCGCAGUGUCUACAUCUGAGAAAGUAGAGCAGUCUUCCCAGCAGACCUCAGAACCAGAAAUCAUGGAGGAGGUAACGCCAUCAGAAGCUAGUUCUGCCGAACAGUUGGAGAGCGAGCCAUCGGUAACCCCACCACUGUCCCCAUCUAAAACUAAAUGGUACUUCUCUUUAGACAGAAAGCAGGCUUGGUCAGUGGCACCUGAGACCGACGAAGAAAAGUCUCCCAAGCGCCGAAAGUCCUCUGACAGAAGCUCAAUUAAGUCGACUAACAGCGGCCGGGAAUCGAUUUCGUCGUUGCCCGAAGAGGAUCAGUUUAUGGUGAUGUGCCGAAAUAUUAGGAAAGCGCGCCUGUCCAUAUAUGGUGAGCCAGUGGUGGAUGGUGCAGAAAGACUGCGGGCGUUUUCCAAUGCAAAAGAGGAUGAUAAGACACUCCUUCGACUUAGAACAUUGGAAAGAACUCUGAAGGUGAGUUUUACGAAAAGGAUCUUCAUGGAAACAGAUCGUUUCGAUACAAGUUGUUUCGACACAAGUCUCUUCGAUACGAACUCAGGCAGUGAGACUGCACAACAAUUUCGAUCACUCCAAGUAUUGUUUACGCGUGAAAAAGAAAAACACUCGGGGUGA